Molecule: messenger RNA, 2276 nt
Organism: Closterium sp. NIES-67
Lineage: Eukaryota; Viridiplantae; Streptophyta; Zygnematophyceae; Desmidiales; Closteriaceae
Source: the annotation of a GenBank genome assembly
ACCCCUCCCAAAUCCCAAGACCCUCUCCCCUACCCCCCCCCUUGGCUCGGACUCCUCCCUUUCUCCCGCGCCCCACCUCUGGCCAUCCCGCCCAACCUAUUCAAUGGAGUGCAACCUCUAUUUCUAGCUUUUAGUUAAUGGCUUCUCUCCCCACCUCGCGCCUCCUUACUUCCCGAACUAGCGCCUCUUCCGCCUCGAACGCGGAGUCCGCGUCCCGCUCCCCUGCAUUGUCGCGCGCGCGCGCGAGCUCUAUUUCCCGCGGAACCUGCGGUUUCGCGAAAGCGUAUCCCGCGGAACAACAAGCCCCAUUCGCGCAAUCCCCUUCCGGUCACGCGCGGAAUAAGCCUUCCGCCAGCGCCGCCCCCGUGACCGGCGCAUCGAGCCAAACAGUCCUCGCCGGCGACGAAUCUCGACCGUCGGAUCUCGUCGAAACCCCCUACUGCCCGCUUCCCGCGAUGGCCGAUCCGUCCGAUGCGCUCGUGCUCGCGCUGCACGAGGUCGAAGCCGUGAAAUUCGGCAAUUUCAAACUCAAGAGCGGAAUCUGGUCGCCGAUUUACAUAGAUCUUCGCGUGAUCGUAUCGUAUCCGAAUCUUCUGCAGCAGGUCGCGGACGCGAUGUGGGCGUUAGUCUGCCCGUCCGUUGUCGGCGAGUCCGACGCCGCUGCGAAAUUCGACGUCGUUUGCGGCGUGCCGUACACCGCGUUACCCAUCGCCACGGCCAUUUCGCUCUCGCGAAACGUGCCCAUGGUCAUGCGGCGAAAGGAGGUGAAAGGGUACGGAACGAGGAAGGCCAUCGAAGGGGCCUUCAAAACCGGCCAGCACUGCCUCGUUAUAGAGGACCUCGUUACAAGCGGAGCGUCCGUGAUGGAAACCGUAGAUCCGCUAAACGAAGUCGGGUUGAACGUAACGGACGUGGUUGUCCUUAUCGAUAGGGAACAAGGCGGCGCCGCCCAUCUGGCGGCGCGGGGUCUGCGGCUCCACGCGGCGCUCACCUUGACACAUGUCGUGACAGCAUUGGUCAAGCACGGCAAGCUGACGAAUGACGUGGCAGAGUCCGUUACGAAGUUCAUCGCGGAAAAUCAAACCGCGAAUCCCGGCGCUGCCCCCGCGCCUGCUGCGACAGUUUCCCCGGUAACAGCCGCCCCUUCGCCAGCUGUGGUUUCGCGAAAGUCGUACGCCGCUCGCGCGGACCUGGCGAAGAACGAGGUGGGGCGGCGGCUGUGGGAGAUCAUGGAGCGCAAAAAGACAAACCUGUCGGUGGCUGCUGACGUGGAGUCGGCGGAAGAACUGCUCAAGCUGGCGGAAACGAUUGGCUCUGAGAUCUGCGUGCUCAAAACCCACGUGGACAUUCUGCCUGAUUUCACUCCUGAGUUCGGCAAGAGAAUCCGAGAGAUCGCCACCCGCCUGGACUUUUUGGUGUUUGAGGACCGCAAGUUUGCAGACAUUGGCAACACGGUUACCAUGCAGUACAGCGGCGGCAUCUACAAGAUCUCCGAGUGGGCUGACAUCGUCAACGCGCAUGGCGUGCCGGGGCCAGGCAUCAUCAAGGGGCUCAAGCAGAAGGGCGGCUCUCUCCUGCUCUUGGCCGAAAUGAGUUCUGCGGGCACGCUGGCCCACUCCACUUACACUGCAGCCACGCUGCGAAUGGCUCUCACCGAUCCCGAAUACGUGAUCGGAUUCAUCUCCAUCAACCCAGGGGGGUGGAGGAAUGGCGACACUGCUGCAGCUGCCAGCAGUGGCGCAUGUGCGGAGCUAGCAGCAGCAGUGAAGGAGGCGGAGGCAGCAGGGGUGUGGGACACCCUCGUGCACAUGACGCCGGGGGUCCAGUUGGCCGCAGGAGGGGAUGCACUGGGCCAGCAGUACAACACACCACAAGCGGUGAUCAAGGAGCGAGGGUCCGACAUCAUAAUUGUGGGCCGGGGAAUUAUCAAGGCAGCGGACCCGCUGGAAGCUGCCAGGAAGUAUCGGGAGGCUGGCUGGGCGGCGUACGAAGCAAGCCUUGCUGCUGCUGCAGCUGCUGGCACUGUUUAGAAGGCGAGAGCUUGGAAGCUGGAAGCCUUGGGAGAAGACGUGGCUUUGGCAGGUGUGAGCGUGCAAGUUUGGCGCGCAUGCGCAGCGGCCAGGCCACCGUUGCCGCGAUUUGAAGCCAGAUGUGGAUCUCGGAGGAAGUUUUGGGAGGACUGGGCAAUGUUUUAAAAUCUUAGAAAUUGUUUCAGAGUUGUAAGCUUCUGGGUGAAGCAUUUGUAACAUUCAUUUGGAAUCUUAAAUUUAUGUGCA